Messenger RNA from Aspergillus nidulans FGSC A4, 2974 nucleotides. Its product is annotated as mismatch repair ATPase MSH2. The record is from RefSeq and is a predicted model, not a curated record. The transcript has 2 exons. Gene Ontology annotation, biological process: mismatch repair. NCBI's taxonomy places the organism in Eukaryota, Fungi, Ascomycota, Eurotiomycetes, Eurotiales, Aspergillaceae. The coding region runs from base 1 to 2838 and encodes 945 amino acids. Gene Ontology annotation, cellular component: nucleus. Gene Ontology annotation, molecular function: ATP-dependent DNA damage sensor activity; ATP binding; mismatched DNA binding.
AUGAUUGGUCAAGAUUACUUUGACGUUGACGACGAAGUCGGCUUUAUCCGCUUCUACCGCUCCCUCGCCUCCGAUGACUCCCAUAAUAAUGAAACAAUUCGCAUCUUCGACCGUGGGGAUUGGUACUCAGCCCACGGCAAAGAAGCCGAAUUCAUCGCUCGCACAGUCUACAAAACAACCUCUGUCCUUCGUAAUCUCGGCCGCAGCGAAACGGGCGGCUUGCCGUCCGUCACAAUGAGCAUUACUGUCUUCCGUAAUUUUUUACGUGAGGCUCUAUUCCGGCUAAAUAAGAGGAUUGAGAUCUGGGGCUCCGCCGGCACGGGCAAAGGGCACUGGAAGAAGGUUAAGCAGGCGAGUCCCGGAAAUCUGCAGGAUGUGGAGGAGGAAUUAGGGGCAAUGGGUAUGGAGGGAAGUAACGGAGCGCCCAUUAUCAUGGCAGUGAAGCUUAGUGCAAAGGCCGGGGAGGCGCGAAAUGUAGGUGUUUGUUUUGCAGAUGCAAGUGUGCGCGAGCUUGGUGUGAGUGAGUUCCUGGACAAUGAUGUUUACUCAAACUUUGAGGCGCUUGUUAUCCAGCUCGGUGUGAAAGAGUGUCUCGUUGUGCAGGAUGUCAAUCGGAAGGAUGUGGAGGUGGCCAAGAUCCGAGCAAUAUGUGAUAACUGCGGGAUAGCGAUAUCGGAGCGCCCGGCAUCUGAUUUUGGGGUUAAGGAUAUUGAACAGGACCUUACAAGGUUGCUGAGGGAUGAGCGGUCGGCUGGGACACUGCCGGAGACGGAGCUGAAGCUUGCGAUGGGCGGUGCGGCGGCGCUAAUUCGGUAUUUGGGCGUGAUGUCGGAUGCGACAAAUUUCGGGCAGUAUCAACUCUACCAGCAUGAUUUGGCGCAGUACAUGAAGCUCGAUGCGGCGGCAUUGAGAGCUUUGAAUCUUAUGCCUGGGCCGAGGGAUGGAUCAAAAUCGAUGAGUUUAUUUGGGCUGUUGAAUCAUUGUAAAACGCCUGUUGGGAGCCGGUUGCUGGCACAGUGGCUGAAACAGCCGUUAAUGGAUCUGGCGGAGAUUGAAAAGCGGCAAAGGCUUGUUGAGGCGUUUGUCGUGAGCACGGAGCUUCGGCAGAUGAUGCAGGAGGAGCAUCUACGAUCUAUUCCGGAUCUGUAUCGGCUUGCGAAACGAUUCCAGCGAAAACAGGCGAAUCUGGAAGAUGUAGUGCGUGUGUAUCAGGUUGCUAUUCGGCUGCCUGGGUUUGUGAACUCUCUGGAGAAUGUUAUGGAUGAGGAGUACCAGACGCCGCUUGAGACAGAGUACACGGCCAAGCUACGCAACCAUUCGGCGAGCCUGGCGAAACUGGAGGAGAUGGUCGAGACGACGGUUGAUCUGGAUGCCCUCGAGAAUCACGAGUUCAUCAUCAAGCCCGAAUUCGAUGAUAGUCUGCGCAUCAUUCGCAAAAAGCUGGAUCAGUUGCGCCAUGAUAUGUACCUUGAGCAUAAGGCUGUCGCGAGAGACCUAGAUCAGGAAAUGGACAAGAAGCUGUUCCUGGAGAACCACCGCGUGUACGGAUGGUGUUUCCGUCUGACGCGGAAUGAGGCGGGUUGCAUUCGCAACAAGAAGGCCUACCAGGAGUGCUCAACGCAGAAGAACGGUGUGUACUUUACCACAUCGACGAUGCAAUCUCUCCGCCGGGAACAUGAUCAGCUCUCCUCCAAUUACAACCGCACCCAGACGGGACUUGUCUCGGAGGUUGUCAACGUUGCAGCAUCGUACUGUCCGGUCCUGGAACAACUAGCCGGCGUCCUGGCUCACCUCGAUGUCAUUGUGAGCUUUGCGCACGCCUCUGUACACGCGCCAACAGCCUAUACGAAACCCAAGAUCCACCCGCGCGGCACGGGCAAUACAGUCCUUAAAGAAGCACGCCACCCCUGCAUGGAGAUGCAGGACGACAUCUCCUUCAUAACUAAUGAUGUCUCCCUUAUCCGCGACGAGUCCUCAUUCCUUAUCAUCACUGGCCCCAAUAUGGGCGGUAAAUCGACCUACAUCCGCAUGAUUGGCGUUAUAGCGCUCAUGGCGCAGAUAGGCUGCUUCGUGCCCUGCACCGAAGCAGAGUUGACGAUCUUUGACUGCAUCCUUGCCCGUGUUGGUGCGAGCGAUUCGCAGCUUAAAGGCGUUUCUACGUUCAUGGCGGAGAUGCUCGAAACGUCAAACAUCCUCAAGUCAGCGACCUCUGAGUCCUUGAUCAUCAUUGAUGAAUUGGGCCGCGGCACUAGCACUUACGACGGAUUCGGUCUCGCCUGGGCGAUUUCAGAGCACAUUGUGACCGAAAUCCGCUGCUUUGGACUAUUCGCGACACACUUCCACGAACUCACGACACUUGCAGAUCGAUACCCCAAGUCUGUCAAGAACCUGCACGUCGUUGCAUUCAUCGGCGACGGAACAACAGCGAACGAAGAAGACGAAAAAGAGAAGAGAAAGACCCGGCAGAAGGUAACAUUGCUCUACCGCGUUGAACCAGGCAUCUGCGACCAGUCUUUCGGCAUCCACGUCGCUGAGCUCGUCCGCUUCCCAGAGAAGGUAGUCAACAUGGCGCGGCAGAAGGCCGAGGAGCUGGAGGAUUUUACGUCCGCUGAUUCCGCUGGAAAUGCUGCGUCAGCGACGAUUGAUAAGUACUCGCAGGAGGAAGUCGAAGAAGGGAGUGCGCUGUUGAAAGCGCUGCUGGUGAAGUGGAAGAGUGCAAUUGAGGAGCCGGGGAGAGAGCUGACGCUUGAGGAGAAGAGGCAGGUUAUGAGGGAUUUGGUAAAAGGGGACGAGAAGUUGCAGGCGAAUAGAGUCUUCCAGGGGAUUCAGGCGCUGUGAGCCAUCAUCCAGAGUUGUUUCUGGUCUUCGGUUUCGGGUUAUCUAUGCUUCUGUCUGCAAUGGUGGUAGGUAGUUAUGGCGUUCGGGUAGAUUCUACGCAAGGUUGUAUAGGUCAUUCAACUGCCAGGUAAUGGAU